This is a messenger RNA of Corythoichthys intestinalis (scribbled pipefish), 5865 nucleotides long. RefSeq names its product tetratricopeptide repeat domain 21B (gene ttc21b). Gene Ontology annotation, cellular component: intraciliary transport particle A. The transcript has 29 exons. The coding region runs from base 123 to 4073 and encodes 1316 amino acids. Gene Ontology annotation, biological process: protein localization to cilium; intraciliary retrograde transport. Gene Ontology annotation, molecular function: protein binding. The record is from RefSeq and is a predicted model, not a curated record. NCBI's taxonomy places the organism in Eukaryota, Metazoa, Chordata, Actinopteri, Syngnathiformes, Syngnathidae.
CAACGCGAGAAGAGAAAAGCCAAUAUGGCGCAGGCAUAUUGUAAUGAUGCAGUAAUUGUUUAUCAUAAAUACUGCCACUAGAUGGAUGAAUAGUUUCAGAUGCUUAGUUUUCCUCGGCCAAAAUGGAAAAAGAAGAGACAGCGUUGGCUUUAAUCAGAUAUUAUUGCAAUGAAAAAUAUUUCAACCAUGCCGUCAAUGCUGCUGCAGCAGCUCUGAUAAAGUUCAGAGGUGACCCUGUCCUCACUUUCUACCAUGGAUAUGGCACUUUAAUGCAAGAUUUAAUUCAAGAAGCAACAAUAGAGUUGGAGACCUUAAAAGAUGUAGGAGAUGUUUCUCUCUGCACGCUAAUGGCGCUGGUGUAUGCUGAGAAGAAAAAGACAAAACCGGACAGAGACGUUGUUCAAGAACUUGAAGCUAAAAUCAAAGAGGAUCGCAAAAGUGCAUCUGCCCAGAGUCUUUAUCAUGCUGGUAUGUUCCUCUGGCUAUUAGGCCGAAAUGAUAAAGCAAGGGAAUACACUGAGCGAAUGAUCAAACUUUCCAAUGGUUCCAAAGAGGGCAUAAUCCUGAAAGGAUGGAUAGAUGUGACAUGUGGUAAAGAAGCAUAUGCCAGAAAGGCUGGAAAAUACUUUGAUGAAGGGCUGAAAGAUGGACUUGAUGCUUUUGCUCUGAUGGGAAAGGCCCAAUACUAUGAAUAUCGACAGAACUACUCUGGUGCGUUAGAUGCGAUAAACAAAGUCAUUGCCAGUUUCCCUGGGUUCUUGCCUGCUCUUAUUAAAAAGAUGAAGCUUUUUUUAAAUCUCCAAGACUGGGAACAAACAACAGAGGCAGCAUUCAGACUAUUACAAAUGGAUAGAAAUAACCUGGACGCACUACAGACGCUAACUCUGCAUUCUUUAUGUAAAAAUGGAGAUAUUGCAGAGUCAACAAAACAUCUUUCCAACCUCAUCAGCAGUCUGGAUAUGCUGGAACCACGCAACCCCGAGCUUUCCUAUAGACUAUCUCUAGCAAUCACCCGAGUUUGUGGCCGAGACGAGAAAGUGCUGGAGCUGGUGUUCAAGAUGGUGGAAAAAGCCUACUGCAGGACAGAGGGGAACUCUGAUUUGGCCACAGAGUUGGGCUACCUUAUGAUUCUUCAGGGUAAAGUUAAAGAGGCUAUAAAAUGGUACAAGACAGCCAUGACUUUAGAUGAAACAAGCCUUCCUGCACUUACUGGUAUAAUUCGUUGUCAGCUGAUAGAGGGCCGUCUUGAAGAUGCAGAUCAACAACUUGAAUUUCUCACAGAAAUUCAGCAGUCCGUAGGAAAAUCAGGGGACCUCUUCUACCUGCGUGCACUUGUAGCAAUUAAAAAGUGCCACCCCCAAGAAGAGGUAACCAAGCUCCUGAACAACGCUGUGGAAACCCACUUCUCAACUCUCCAGAGUCUCCCUCUGGGUGCGGAGUACUUUCAGAAGCUGAACCCUGACUUCCUCUUACAGAUUGUCAAGGAGUAUCUUGCUCUGUGUCCCACUAAGCCUCCAACUCAGGGUCAGUCUCCUGCUCCUCAGCUAAGGCACUGUGCUGCAUUGUUAGAUACAAUAGUCAAAAUUGUGCCAGGUCUCCUUCAAGGGGUCUUUCUCCAAGCCAAAGUCAGAUAUCAGUCUGGUGAUGUGGACGCGGCUCAGAGCAGUUUAAAUCACUGCCUUGAACAGUGUCCCUCUCACACGGACUCGCAUCUGCUCAUGGCACAGAUACACUUAUUGCGAGGUAGCUUCACUCUUUGUUCCCAGUCGCUGGAGCUCUGCCUGAGCCAUAACUUUGAGAUUCGAGAGCAUCCCUUGUAUCUUCUGAUCAAAGCUCAGGCAAAGAAAAAAAUGGGUGAGCUGACGGAGGCUAUUCAGAUUUUGCAAAUGGCAAUGAGUCUUCCUGGGAUCUGCAGGGCUGCAUCAGCUAAGUCCAAAAACAAAAAGAUCGAAGUCAGUUCUGCAGACCGCGUCUCUGUCUUCUUGGAGUUAGCUGAGGGCUUGUGGCUCAAUGGAGAACAGCAUGAAGCAGCCAAGGUAAUGCAGGACGCCAUUAAUGAGUUCUCGGGCACGCCCGAAGAACUCCGUGUCACUAUUGCCAAUGCGGAUCUGGCUUUGUUACGAGGUGACACAGAGUUGGCCCUGAGCAUGCUCAGAAACAUCACACCUGAGCAGCUCUACUACAUCCAAGCAAAGGAGAAAAUGGCCGACAUCUACCUGAAUCACAAAAAGGAUAAGCGACUGUAUGUAAGCUGUUAUAGGGAAAUGAUGGACAAGCUACCUGGUUCUCAAACUUACAUCUUACUAGGGGACGCUUACAUGCACAUUUUAGAGCCGGAAAAGGCCAUCGAAGUCUAUGAGCACGCUCUGGAGAAAACCCCCAAAGAUGGCGCUCUUGCCAGUAAGUUUGGGAAAGCCUUGGUCAAGACUCAUUAUUAUGCCAAGGCAAUACAUUACUACGAGGCUGCGCUGAAGUCUGAGCAACAGAGCUUCCUACGUUACGACCUGGCUGAGCUGCUGAUGAAGAUGAAGCAAUAUGAGCGCUGCGAGAGACUUCUGCUUGAAUCUCUCUCCUGUGAACCAGCAAAUGAACUGACAGCCCUCUCAGAUGACUGCCGCUAUUUAAUGCUGUUGGCAAAGGUCCAAAACAAGGUUGACAAAACAGACGAAGCCUUAACAUCCUUGCAAAGGGCCCGCGAUGUACAAUCCAAGGUGUUAAAACGGGUGGAACUGGAGGAGCCUGAUGCCAUCCCCAUGCAGAAGCAGCUCGCUGCCAAGAUCUGCGCUGAGAUAGCUCAACACUACACAAGGCAGAGGGGCUACGAGAGAGCAAUCAAAUUCUACAAAGAAGCUCUUGUUUACUGUGAGACGGAUCACAAGGUGAUGCUGGAGUUGGCACAGAUUUUCCUCACAAUAGAUGAGGUUGAUUCAUGCCAGGAACAAUGCAGUAUAAUCUUGAAGAACGACCAAUUUAAUGAAGAUGCAACUCUGAUGAUGGCUGACCUCAUGUUCAGGAGACAAGACUAUGAGCAGGCUGUUUUCCGCUAUCAACAACUGUUGGAGCGUAAACCAGACAACUACCCAACUCUGUCGCGUCUCAUUGACUUGUUGAGGAGGGCGGGAAAGUUGGAAGACGUGCCCAAGUUUUUUGAUAGGGCAGAAAAACAUUCUUCUCGAGCUAAGUUUGACCCUGGAUUUAACUACUGCAAAGGACUUUAUCUUUGGUACACAGGAGAACCUAAUGCUGCUCUGCGCCACUUCAACCAGGCACGGAAAGACAAUGAUUGGGGUCAAAACGCAAUUUAUAACAUGAUUGAAAUCUACCUGAAUCCUGACAGUGACACUAUGGGAGGAGAAUUGUUUGAGAAUUUAGAUGGUGAAAUUGGGAACUCUACAGAAAAGCAGGAGACUGAGCAAGUUGCAGUGAGAACAGCUGAAAGGCUUGUAAAGGAGAUAAAGCCGCAGACCCCCAGUGGACAUGUACAGCUUCGUAUCUUGGAGAACUACUGCUUGCUGGCCACUAAACAGAAAGCCAAUAUAGAAAAAGCUCUUGCUGUUUUCACUGAGUUUGCAACCAAUGAGAAAGACCACGUGCCAGCACUGUUAGCCAUGGCCACUGCAUACAUGAUGCUGAAACAAACUCCCCGAGCCAGGAACCAACUGAAACGUAUUGCUAAGAUGGCGUGGAAUAUCGUCGAUGCUGACGAGUUUGAGAAGAGUUGGCUGCUUCUGGCGGAUAUCUACAUACAUUCGGGGAAGUACGACUUAGCAGAUGACCUUUUGAAGAGAUGCCUCAACCAUAACAAGUCAUGCUGUAAAGCUUAUGAGUAUCGGGGCUUCAUAAUGGAAAAAGAGCAGGCAUUCAGAGAUGCAGCAUUCAACUAUGAACUUGCCUGGAAAUAUGGAAAUCAGUCCAACCCAACAAUUGGAUACAAGCUGGCAUUCAACUACUUAAAAGCAAAGCGGCAUUUUGACGCCAUCGAUGUUUGCCACAAGGUACUUGCUGCUCAUCCAAAUUACCCAAAGAUGAGAAAAGACAUUUUGGAUAAAGCUCGGGCUGCUCUAAGACCAUAAGAUCUUGUCUUCCCGUUAAAUGGUGCAGAAAUGAUAUGAACACAAACACUUUGAUUCAAGGUUUUGUCAAUAUUUUCUUGAAAUUAGUCCACACAAUUCACACUGGAGCUUAAAUAGACGCACCUGAUCAAAUGUCAUUAUUUUUAGAUUAAAAAAUGACACCAAAAUAAAUCUUUUUAGAAUUUAGUUUUUCAAUGCGGCCCCAACCAAUACCGCGUCGCCCAUCGGCACUUCUCGGCAGUCUCCUGCUUCCACCUUCCCACCUGUUUUCUGCCUGGGCGUCCUCCCUGCACUCCAGCGCGGGUCGCUGACUGGGUGCCGAUGGGUCGGCUGGGUAUUGCCUGCUCCGGGUGGGUAUCCUGCCCUGCCCUGGCAGGCCGCUGGGGGUCCCGCAGUGUGCCGCGAAAGGUGGGCUGCGCUGGCUCGUCCAAACCCCCCCCACGAUGGGCUGGGGAAGUGCAGCAGCCCUGGGGCAGCUCCCGCCGUCAUUUCCAAUCGUCUGCAGGACUGUCACAUGUCUGAUGGGAUUCAUGCAUGACUAGGUGUAAUUAGACACACUCAAGUAGUAAAACUCGGUGUCAGGAUUAGUGAUCAGAUAGCAUUGAAUAGGAUACCAGCAUACUAAGACUUACAAGGGAUGCACACAGAUACUGUGAUCUACACCUCACAUAGCUGAUUUGUGUACACUCUAUCCCUUCCAAAUACUUAUCUUUCUGACUCCCCCUCUUCUUUUUUCCUUGGUCAUCAGGCCCCGCACAUGGUGUUAACUGGAAAUAUACAGUGGGGAGAACAAGUAUUUCAUACACUGCCAAUGGGUUUUCCCAUUGGCAGUGUAUCAAAAACUUGUUCUCCCCACUGUAACUGGCCAACGAUAGCACCAACAUAUUCAUAGUUAGUGUAGGCGUUCAAUGUAUUUCUUGUUGUUGUCUGUACUUUUUCUGUCUCUCUCUCCUUAUUUUAUUCUUUGUCCCCCAUUCACGCCUUCCUGUUUGCUGCUUUCUACUAAUAAACAAGGCAUGUUGAAUGAUCACAAUGGGAGUAAGUCAUACUCACAUGUGAUACAUUUAAACUGUUCAAACCAGUCGAACACUAAGAUUUCCAUUCUCUGUUCAAGCACCUGAACAGGACAGGUUAAAUAAAUAAAUAAAUAAAAAACAAUGUGGCCCCAACUGAAGAAAAUCAGGUCCAACGCAAUCGCACUAUAGAGUAGAGUUCACUGGUUUCAUUGGACCUGAACAAAAUAUGUCAGGCAUGUGGGAAAAAGAGUUCAUUUCCAGGUGUGUACUCUCUCAGUCACAUAAAUAGUAGGGCUGUCAAACGAUUAAAAUUUUUAAUCGAGUUAAUUACAGCUUAAAAAUUAAUUAAUCGUAAUUAAUCGCAAUUCAAACCAUCUAUAAAAUAUGGCAUAUUUUUCUAUAAAUUAUAUAUAUAUUCUGUAAAAUAAAUUGUUGGAAUGGAAAGAUAAGACACAAGAUGGAUAUAUACAUUCAACAUACGGCACAUAAGGACUGUAGAGGGCAUUUCACUCUACUGUCAUUUAAAUCUGUCUAUGCUGUCCUCACUCCGAAGCGUCUACUUUUUCCAAAGCUAGACAGCUAGUGAACGACGCCUUAAUAAUCAGACUUCUACCUUUUUCAUCUGAUUUAUAAAUAAAAUGGCCUCAAACCAUUGUCCUCUUUAGACCGUCAUAAAAGUACAAAAAAAAAAGUACACAAGCAUUGCAUUAGCAACAACGUUAGCUUAGCACACUAUACAGGUUCACUAAACAUAAAAAAAAAAAAAAAGCGUCUCA